Stylonychia lemnae is the source of this 1227-nucleotide messenger RNA. Lineage: Eukaryota; Ciliophora; Spirotrichea; Sporadotrichida; Oxytrichidae. The record is from the annotation of a GenBank genome assembly.
AUGAUCGGCUCAUUGAAAGGCAUUUCCUUCAUCUCAAUGGCUAUUAUGAUUGGAAUGAAUCCUUAGAAUGCAAUUAAGAUAUCCUUUUCUCAUUUCUGCUUUAAUCUCUCAAUGGCUAUUCUCUCGCUCAUAUUCCCAUAUUAUAUGAAAAAUCUGAUUGAAGUGAGUUUACCAUUUAAAGGCUCAAUUACUGGGGCAUUUUUUUUCACGUUUUUCAAAAACGUUCCUAGUCCUAUUCUCUUAUUUUAUGAAUGGCUAGUGUACUUGAUUUGUAAUUAAGAUUAAACCGAUUACAGCUUUUAUUUAGGUCCACUUUACGGAUUGUUUGAAAUGUUCUAGCUCAUUAAUUUGGCAUUUAUCUUUUCGAGAUAUUUCUAAAAGAAAAUAGACUUUGAAAGAUCAUUUUUCUAGCAAAUAGCACCUAUGAUGAUUUUGAUCGUAUCUAUUACAACUUUGGGUCUAAGUUUAAAGAAUCUAUAUGAUAUGACAUAAUAAGAAUUAUUUGUGAGCAAGUUUUCGUUGAUAUUGGUAAUUAGCUUUGCACUGGUGAUCAUAGUCUGUAUAAAUGCUUAUUGCAUUAUUGUUGAUUAUGAAGAUGGAAUAGUAUCUAACUCAUGCAUGCUAUCACUUUAUUUCAGUUAUGUAUUGUAGUCAUUCUGGCAAGCCAUAAACACUUUUGAGAAGUCAAGGCUUGCAUAAACAAAUUAAGUUAGUCAAACAUUUGAAUAAGGAAUUUAUGAUUUAUGGGAUAAUAUAAAAGUAUGGUAGAAGAGAGGAUCUUAAUAUCUUACCUCUUUUCUAAUUGGAAGCGGAGGUUACAAUAUUGAUGGAUUCUCUGAAAAUAUAAUGGGAUCUCCGGCAUUCAUGACAACGAUAAAAAUUGUUAUACUUUUCAUGACGCUUCCAAUGACUGUCAAUGAAUGGCCUUGGAUAGAUCAAGAAGAAAGAAAAAAGGCAGAGUAAUUGAAACUUGACUCUCAAUAACCCUAGCAUAUUCUGCAUUUAGAGCAAGAUGAAUAUAAUUCAAGGUUAGCGCAUGCUAGCACUUAUUUAAUGAAUGCUUUGCUAGUAUUAAUGACCACAAACUAUACAUUAAAUCCCUAGUUUUAUUUUCUGGGAAGAAGUGAUCAAAAUGAAGGAGGUGCCCUCUACGUGUACUUCCCUCUGCUCUAGAUUUUCAUUGGUAUUAUUUAUUUCAUCAUCAAGAUUUUACAAAGUGAUUAAUGA